Molecule: messenger RNA, 1756 nt
Organism: Cryptotermes secundus
Lineage: Eukaryota; Metazoa; Arthropoda; Insecta; Blattodea; Kalotermitidae
Product: huntingtin-like
Exons: 10
Cellular component (GO): cytoplasm; nucleus
Source: RefSeq, a predicted model, not a curated record
UCUUCAUGUGCCGAGUUGCUUCUGCUGCAUGUCGUGCGCACAUUUAACAUAUUUGUGCACAUCCUGGAAGAACUGGUGCCUACUAUUCCAAUACGAAAACCAUCACUUCCCUCUCUUCCUACUGCGCCAUCUCUCUCUCUCCAAUUAAACGCAAAGGCAAAGCUGCAGAAGUAACAGGAACAGCAACAGCGGCAGGGAUAACAUUAGGGUUGUCACCUGUGAACACUUCAGCAAGAUAAGGAAGAGAAGUCUGUUGAGGAUAGGAAAAGUGCUCGAGGAACAUUUAUGGAAUUCUUUACUGGUAUUUCUCACUACAUGAAGAUAUGUGACAUGGUGAAAAGUGCUUAUACCAAUUAUAAGAUAACCUUGGAUUCAGGAGCAAGUGAGUGAGAAGUUCGUUAGUUUGUUACGUGUGACACUUGAAACAUUAUCACAGUUGCUUGAGGUGGGGACACUUAAUGAAGCAGGACACAUCACAGAAGAAAUUCUUUCAUACCUAAGAUCUACUGUCACAGUAGAGCCUACAGCCACUGUGAAAUGUGUACAGCAGCUUCUGAAAUGUCUGUUUGGCACCAACCUAUCAGCCCAACGGGUUGAACAUGAUGACAGUCAGCGUACCUCAUCACUUUCAUUAAACUGCGCUACUGCUACUCAGAGUUUUGAAGGUUUCUACAGUGUGUGUUUCCAGACUCCUUACAGACAUCUGACAGACUUUGUUACAUCCCCUAGCAAUAAGACAGAACAAGGAUGAAGGAUACAUGUGGAUGAAUUGUUUGCGAAGAAAGGCAGAUAGGAAAGGGUCUUCAUUUAAAGUUUUCAGUCGUGGAGCUGACAAGAGUUCCCUGGCCUCAUACAUCAGAUUAUUUGAACCAAUGGUCAUCAAGGCUCUCAAGCAGUAUACAGUGACGAGUGAUGUACAGCUUCAGUGCCAAGUAUUGCUGUUAGUGAGCCAAUUGAUGCAACUGAGAGUCAACUACUUUCUUCUUGACUCAGAUCAGAUCUUCCUUGGAUUUGUGCUGAAGCAGUUUGAAUUCAUUGAAGAAGGACAGAUUCUGCAUGCUGAAGAACUGAUACCCCGGAUAUUUUACUUCUUGGUCCACCUGUCAUAUGAGAAACAUCAUUCCAAGUGUAUCAUUGGUGUUCCUAAGGUAAUCCAGUUAUGUGAUGGGUUGAUGGCAAGUGGACAGUCACCAGUCACACACUGUAUCACUGAAUUAGUUCCAGUUGUGGAAGAUGUGUUUUUGGUUCGUGGUACAAGCAGUGCCAGCAGCUUUGAUUUGAAAGAGCUAGAGACCCAACGAGAAGUUCUGGUAUCCAUGUUGUUGCGGUUGGUGGAAUAUCAUCAGGUUUUGGAACUACUGAGUGUAGUACUUAAUGAGAGCCAUGACAGUGAGGAACGAUGGCACCGCUGGUCAUGCCAAGUAGUGGACACAUUGCUCCCACUCCUGGCGCAGGACAGAGUGAUGCUGGAAUCUAGGGCAGCCCAACAUUCUCUGCAACGUGUACUUACCUCUGUUGCUCCCUGUGUCCUGAGACCUGUUGAUUCUCUUCUUCGUACUCUCUUCUCAGAAGUUUCACUAGUGUUAAUAUUGUAUUGUAGAACACCUGUGAGUGAUGGUGGUGUUGGUAGUGAUAGUGGUAGUCAUGGCGGUGGUGGUAACGAGUCUUCAACUCCUCUAACCAAAGUUUUAUGUGCAUUUUUAUUAACUCUGCAUGCUGAAUGUGUGGCCUGUCUUGGCCUCUUCCUGUGGUUGCA